This is a messenger RNA of Dacryopinax primogenitus, 2124 nucleotides long. RefSeq names its product Clavaminate synthase-like protein. Bases 1 to 2028 code for a protein of 675 amino acids. The transcript has 4 exons. Gene Ontology annotation, biological process: regulation of transcription by RNA polymerase II; protein demethylation. Lineage: Eukaryota; Fungi; Basidiomycota; Dacrymycetes; Dacrymycetales; Dacrymycetaceae. Gene Ontology annotation, molecular function: histone demethylase activity; transcription coregulator activity. The record is from RefSeq and is a predicted model, not a curated record.
AUGGAGGACGACGCAAAGGACAGCUAUGAACGUUGUCCUGCUUGCCCUGAAACGGUGAAGGACAUCAAGCGCAAGAAGAAGGAGGUUUGGGUGUCGUGUGAGAACUGCUCGACGUGGUACCAUUGGGACUGUGUCAGCAAGGGAGAGGAUCUCAGUCCCAUUGAUAAGUGGUACUGCGAGAAAUGCCUCGCCACCAACGGUCGACUCCAGAUCACGUACAAGCCCAGCGCGACGCGCAAGUCUUCACGCGUCAAGCCCAAGCAAGACUAUGCGAGCAUGAACGAGGGCCUUCCGUCUGACCCAAACCGAUGGACCAAAGUACUCAAGGUGAAGAAGUUCGCCAAAGACAGGUUCAGGCGAAUGAAGGGCAAGGACGUUACCCUGGAGUGGGUCGAGUCGAACGACGAUGCGCUUACCGAACCAAUCGUCAUCCUAGAACCAGCGGGGUUGGGGAUGAAGAUGCCGGGGGAAGACUUCACUGUUGACGAUGUUGCGGAGCUUGUGGGACCAGAUGCGCCGGUAGAGGUUAUUGAUGUUGCCCAGCAGAGCAGCUCUGCCGGGUGGACACUCGGGACGUGGGCCGAGUACUACGACAAGCCUGCAUCCCAGCGUGACCGUAUCCGGAAUGUCAUAUCACUCGAAGUCACAGGCACGAAACUGGCAGAGAAGGUAUGCCCGCCGAGGAUCGUAAGCGAAGUCGACUGGGUGCAGGAGUUCUGGCCAGCCAAUAAACGCGGAGGGAAGCACCAGUGGCCCAAGGUUGGGUUGUACUGCCUCAUGAGCGUCGCCCAGGCCUGGACGGACUGGCAUGUCGACUUUGCAGCGACCAGCGUAUACUAUCAUGUGCUCAAAGGAGCGAAAGAGUUUUAUUUCAUCAAGCCGACCGAGUCGAAUUUGGCUGUGUAUGAGAAGUGGAGCGGAAGUGCAGAAUUGCAGGCUGGAACCUGGUUGGGAGAUAUGGUGGAGGAGGUAAUAAAGGUAUCCCUCGUGGAGGGGAAUACCAUGAUUAUACCUACUGGGUGGAUUCACGCGGUGUAUACGCCAGUCGAUUCCCUGGUCUUUGGUGGAAACUUCCUGCAUUCCUUCAACAUUGCAACUCAACUCCGCCUUCGGCAAAUCGAGAUCAACACCAAGGUACCAAAGAAGUUCCGCUAUCCUUACUUCGAGAAGCUAUGUUGGUAUGUGGCUGAGAGCUUCUGCGACCAGCUCAAGAAGCACGUAGACUUGUCCCCUCGAGUGCUCCGCGGAUUGGUGUCUUUAGCGGAUUUCCUUGUUUCAGAAGCACGGCUAAUCGAAUCUGGCGUCGACACUCCGCAGCGACGAGAAGCCAAGGAUGCGAUACCCGGGGACAAAGUGAAAGAUGCAUCAGCAUUGGCUAGGGAGCUACAGUGGCGCGCCAAGGAGGUGUUAGGCAAGGAGGAUGAGGACGAAGAGGACGAGCGACCCGCUAAGAAGCAGAAGGUCUCGAAUGGCAAAGGAAAGCAUCGCGCCGUGACUGAGAUGGACGAGGCCGUUGAGCCGGGAAGUCACAGACGACCGAAGUUCAAGAAUUGGAGUCCGAUGAAGUGGGAUAUCCGGACAGAGCGCGAUCUCGACGAGCGACACGAUGUGGUCACUGCAGAGCCGCCUGGGGAUUGGGUACUCCGAGAGGGCGCACUAGACAAUCUGGGGUCAGAAGGGAAUCAGGGUGUUGAACAUGUGACUACAGGGACGGAGUGGGUGCGGAUCCGGCGUUACAAAGGCGAGGAUGGGAAGGAGAGAGUUGAGCGGGUGAGGAUCACGCGAGUCAUCGAAGACUGGACAUGGGGCAUCGGCAUGCCCGAAAAGAAGCCCGUGGUUGAUGGAGCCGAUCGAAACCCUGGAGACGCGCAAGAUGAAAAGACCGAAGUUGGGGAUGCCUGGUUGGUUGCACCGUCUGUCGCAGAUGGGGAUGUGGAUAUGAAGGAUGCAGAAACAGGGGACACUGCGCAUGUUGCUCCCCUAGGUGGGACUGAGUUGAAGCGAGAGGACGUGGUAAUGCAGUCUUGAUUCUGCCUUGCCUCCUGCGCAGUGAGGGAGACUUCCAUUAUUUUCCGGGUUAACUUUGGGGUGUAUUAAUCUGACAUCGUCAUACUAUCCUGUAAC